AUGGAGCGUCCGACAGGAACCGCCAACCUUCCCCACAAUAUUUGGACUUUAAUUACCGCGAGGAUCGAAGCACAAUCCGUCAGGGACUUGUGCAGUCUCAGGAUGUCGUGCACCGCUGCACGCAAUUCAGGAGAUGAGGAUUUCGUAUACCGAUGCGUCUCGAUUCCAAUUUUUGACCAACGAUGGUGGAGUUUCAGUUCGAUGCACCAAGGGCGGAGGGACUUCUUAGCGCAAUGCAGGCAGAGCGGGCACCUGGAAGUUCUGUUUCGGUCUGCUGUGUCUGACCUUUUCCUCGGCGGGUGUCGUUUUGCUGGGAUGGAAAUGAUGCACGUUGUCGCAGCCCACGGCCAUUCGGCCGCCUGGUACAUAGUGUUAAUGAUGUUGAUGCUACGUGAUGACACCGAGGCAAAGAACAAGGGCUUGGAAACAUUUCGUGGGCUUGAGGCGGCCGGUGCCCUAACAACCUACAAAUUGGUGUUCCGUGGCGUUAUCCAAGGGACGUGGACACACCUGCGUUGCGUGCCAAUGCUAAACACAGAGAAUCUAGUUUAUUCUUCGUAUGCAUGUCCAAGCCGUGGAAAUAUGGGUGCUAUUUACCACCAUCAACGCUAUAGAAGAGGGUGGCACGUAACGACGGUGAUGGAGGUGCUGCUCAUCUUCUGUGCGUGCAUUGUCGGGCAGACUAUGAUUUGA
Molecule: messenger RNA, 693 nt
Organism: Arachis ipaensis
Lineage: Eukaryota; Viridiplantae; Streptophyta; Magnoliopsida; Fabales; Fabaceae
Source: RefSeq, a predicted model, not a curated record